Cantharellus anzutake is the source of this 1270-nucleotide messenger RNA. RefSeq lists its product as uncharacterized. The coding region runs from base 114 to 839 and encodes 241 amino acids. The record is from RefSeq and is a predicted model, not a curated record. The transcript has 3 exons. Lineage: Eukaryota; Fungi; Basidiomycota; Agaricomycetes; Cantharellales; Hydnaceae.
CUGGAUAGAGACAGAACCACCGAUCCCACGGGGACGUCCGUGGUGUUGUCCAGGUUUGACGAAAGUCCUUUCCAUUCAAACAUUUGAACUGGGAACUGAGCCCGUUUCACAACAUGAACUAUCCUGGGACAGUUCUUUCCUCACAUCCUCCUCUCCAUCAGACUCUAGCCCCUCCCAUGGAUUUCGCAGCAUAUGGCGGCUCCCUUCCUGGUCCAGAUAAAACGCUAGAGCAAGCACAUCAGGAAAACCUCAUAAAGUAUCGCAAACUGAAAGCUAGAUACAUGGAGAUGGAGAUAAAAUGGAAGGAAACAUCGAUCCAAUUGGACAUGUCGCAGCAGCAGAGCGCCCGCCUGAAGGAUGAGAGAACCGCUUUACUUGAUCGAAUCGCAGAACUUGAGGCCUUAGUCUCGCAAAUGAACGGUGGUGCUCCAAUGUCUUCUAGCGCCUUCCCUCGAGGGUUUCAAUAUGCACGCCCAUUGUACAUCAAUGGUUCUACUCCUCCUGAUCUCACCAGCCUAGCCAAAGUGUUGGAGGAGGAUGACACAGAUGAAGAUCCACGCAAAACAUCUCGAUUUGCGAACGAACGGCUGCGGCGUAGAGAUGAGGAAGGGGGAGAGAUAAGGAAGGUGGAAGAAGAAAGGCCUAAACGGGCUUCGAAACGUCCACGCGUACAAAAGGGCGCAUCUUCUGCUCCACCUCCAAACCAAUCCGGUGCAUCUUCCGCUAACUAUGGUAGUUACGAUUCGGGCUUGCAGGAGGAGCAAGACUUUUAUCAUCAUCAACCCCCACCUCAUCCUGGAACUGGUACCAUUACUUUCUCGAGUCAGAACCACAGUUAGCCCGCUGCCUGAUGCCUUGAUAUGGUCCGUUCCGCGUCGUCUUGUUUCACAUUCUGCGCCUUGGUUUAGGACCCCCACGCAUCCAUUCGUUCACCACUGGUCCUGCAUACAGCUUGUUUUCUUCACUCCCCUCCGCCACUUGUCGCCACCCAAAACUCGUAUCAAGCUUUGGAUGGGUACGACUCACCACCUAAAGGUGUGGCGCAUAUUACUUUAAAUGUCAUCCGUCAGCAACGUUUUAGUCCUCAAGGAGGAUGUUGUCUGACAAAGUCAUCUUGCCUCAGCAAAGGACUGCGGUAUCACGCGAGAUCCAUGCUAACCUGCAGCAGUAUAUGGGGCAUACAUCCAUUGAUAUAGUGUAGACACAUGAACAAGAUACGGUUAAAUUUUGUGAAAUACUCCUUGCUAAUCAAAGCCUGUUUCGAUUGUUG